Messenger RNA from Prorocentrum cordatum, 880 nucleotides. Lineage: Eukaryota; Dinophyceae; Prorocentrales; Prorocentraceae. The record is from the annotation of a GenBank genome assembly.
GAGACUCUUGAGCCAAGACCCCCCCCCUUUUGCCACGCCCCCUUGGUUCAGUAGCUUCAUCUCCAUGGAAUGGGGUGGCAUGGACGGCCGCAGCGUAAUGCAGGCGAUGGUGGAGGCGGCCGUCUCGGCGGCGGUGAGUGGCACGCUCAGGGCGGUGCAGCCGGCUCAAUUGGGCCAGUCGGAGGUGCCGCCGCCGUCAGCCUCCUCGAGGCUGCAGCCGGUGCCGAAGCUACAGCUACUGCCUACGGCUCUGCGGCGGGGACAGCCCACGCCGAAGCCCACGCCGAGGCCCAGCUGCUCCCCUCGGCCUCCUCCGCUGGCCCUCGAGACGGAACCGCAGGCGGGGACGGCAUCAGGUCUGGGGAAGGACGAGCUGGAGCCUCAGGGUGCUGCCCAGACCGGGCUGCAGCCCGCUCGCGCUUCGCCGGCCGAGCCCAAGAGGGCGGAGCGCCCGCCUGGGCGCUGGACGCUGCCGAGGGAUCCGGGGUCGAACUCGCCUACCUCGUCGGGCCCCAGAUGGCGAGCUGGUCUGGCACAGGUGCGCGCGGGAGCACGUCCGCCGGCGGAGGCCACGCGCGAGGUGAGGACAGAUGGAGAUCGGCCUCUGGCGGCACCCAGGCUGGACAAGCCGAUGCACGAGGAGCAGCCGAUCUCGGCGGGGCCGGCCGAGCGCUCCGAGCCCCCCGCUCCGGAGUCGGUCCCCGCCGUCACCGAGUCCCCUGCGGGAAGUGAGGCGGCGUCGUGCGGCCCGGGAUCAGGGCAUUCACCAUCUGAGCUGAGCGGCGACUUCAACAGCGCCGUGAUCUCCGACAGCGACCUGGAGGACGAGCAGGCGCACCUCGAUGCUGUUCUGGAGCCGAUGGCCGGCGCUGGCUCGGGG